This is a messenger RNA of Lodderomyces pseudojiufengensis, 861 nucleotides long. RefSeq lists its product as uncharacterized. Lineage: Eukaryota; Fungi; Ascomycota; Pichiomycetes; Serinales; Debaryomycetaceae. The coding region runs from base 1 to 861 and encodes 286 amino acids. The transcript has a single exon. The record is from RefSeq and is a predicted model, not a curated record.
AUGUCAAUAAUGUCUGUUGAUUCUCAUCAAAUAAAUCCAAAUCCCAAACCAAUUAUUAUAAGUAAUAAUAGUACUAGUUUAAAAAAGAAAAACAAAAUUAAUAAAAAUAAUGAAGUUCGAUAUUUACAAGAAAAAGAUAUAUAUAAAGCUGCAUUAACUUUAAAAGAUGCAUUUUCAAAUGAUUCAUUAAGUAAAUUAUUAGUUUGUCAUAUAAAAGAUCAUUAUAAAAGAGAUUAUUGUGAAUUAUUAUUAUAUGAAGCUUAUAUAAAACAACAUUUACAAAAAGGAAUAGUAUUAGUUCAAGGAGAAAAUGAUAUAAAUUUUGAAACUGUUAGUAUUUGGUCACAUCCAAAAUCAGAAGAUGAAGGAUUAGAUUCAUUUUUUACAUUAAUGCAAUCUGGUUUUGAUAAAGUUUGGGAAAAUUUUGAAGAAAAAGGUAGAAAUAAAAUAUUUAGUGAAGAUGGGAUGUUAACUUUAUUACAUGAUUCAUGUGAAAGAAUUAUAAAUAAUGAUUUAAGAUUUAAAAAUAAACCUAUUUAUACUUUAGUUUAUGUUGGUUCAACAAAGCAAGCACAAGGUAAAGGAAAUUUAAGAAAAAUGUUUGAAUUUAUGUUUAAAAAUUAUAUUGAUCCAAAUAAUGCUUUAGCUUAUUUAGAAAGUUCAUCACCAAAUAAUAUUCCAAUUUAUGAAAAAUUUGAUUUUCAUUUUGUUGAAGAUAUAAUGUUGGGUGAAAAUGAUUUUGAAGGUGCAAUUGAAGGUGAAGAUUAUGCUAUAAUGAAUGUUAUGAUUAGAGGAAUUAAAGGUCAAGAUUGGAGUAAAAUUAAUGUUUCCAAAAGUAAUAAUAAUAUUAGUAAAUUUUAA